AUUUAACAAGCCAAGUUCGCCAAAUUUUUUAAAAUUCGACCAUCUUCAUAUCGCAUCAUUCUUUUUCAAUUCAAUUCGCUCGUCAAUUUCGAUCCGUUUCUGGUAAUCAAAAUUUAACCAUGGACUCUGAUGUCAUCGUGAUUGGAGCGGGAAUUAGUGGCUUAGCUGCAACAAAAUGGCUUACUGAGGCUGGUGUAAGCGCCAUUUUGUUGGAAGCGCGAGAUCGAGUUGGUGGAAGAUUAUUGACUAAGUUUGAUCCUAAAGUGAAUUAUGUGGACAUUGGUGGUGCUUAUGUCGGGCCAACUCAAGAUCGUUUGCUUCGAAUGGCUAAAGAGUUCGGAAUAGAAAAUUAUAAAGUUAACGAAAUUGAAGAUUUGUUGCAUUACAAAAAUGGAACAAGAAUUCGUUUUCGACCAAAUGCAGAUCCUAAACGUUUCAACCCUUUUGUUAAUAUGGACAUUAACAAUAUUUUUUAUCUAAUGGACAAAAUGGGCGAAGAAAUACCAGCAGAAGCUCCAUGGAAUGCACCGCAUGCAGAUGAAUGGGACACCAUGACUUAUAAAGAAUUCCUAGCACAAAACUGUUGGACAAAUGGAGCUUAUGAAUUUUUUAACCACUUUAUCAACAUUAACAUAACAACUAGCGCCUAUGAAUCUUCUUUACUUGGUUUCUUGUGGUAUGUAAAACAAUGUGGCGGAACUAAACGGAUAUUUUCAACCACCAAUGGUGGACAGGAAAGAAAAUUUAAAGGGGGGACUCAACAAAUAUGCAUUAAGAUGGCUGAGCAACUGGAAGAUCGUGUUGUUGUGAAUAGUCCCGUCGUAGGAAUAAAUCAAGAGUCAAAAGAUGUCGUAUUAGUCAAGACACUUAAUGGAAAAGAAUAUAAGACAAAAUACGUAAUCCUGGCUUUGCCACCAUUGCUACAAAUGAAGAUUCAUUAUACACCACAGUUGCCGGCAUUGAGGAAUCAGUUGAAUCAAAGAGCACCCAUGGGAACUGUUAUGAAAGUUAUUCUCUACUACCCCAAAACAUUCUGGAGAGAAAAAGGGUAUUGUGGGUCGUUUUUGAUUGAAGGGGGAGAUGAACAUCCGAUGUUUCUUACUUUAGAUGACACAAAGCCAGACGGAUCACAUCCAGCAAUUAUUGGGUUUAUAUUAGCAGACAAAUGUCGCCGUUUGCAUCUUUUAAGUGUAGAAGAGAGAAAAAAUCUUCUCGCUAAAAGUUUGGCUGAAGUUACUGGUUGUAAAGAACUUUUAAAGCCAAUACACUAUGAAGAGAAAAAUUGGAUGGAAGAACAAUAUUCAGGUGGGUGUUACACAGCAAUGUACCCACCAGGAUUUUGGACUCGUUAUGGAAAAGCGAUUCGAGCUCCGGUUGACAGAUUGUAUUAUGCUGGGACUGAGACUGCAAUAAAGUGGUCAGGAUACAUGGAAGGUGGAAUAGAAGCAGGAGAACGAGCAGCUCGUGAAAUUUUACAUAAAAUGGGAAAAAUCACUAGAGAUCAAAUAUGGUUGGAAGAGCCACAAUCUCAAGAUGUUGUGCCUAAGCCCUUUAUACCAACCUUUUCAGAAAAAUACACUCCAUCGGUGCCUGGUUUCUUCAAAUUACUUGCUAUCUCUUCUGUACUGGGAAUAACAGCAUUUAGAUACCUUAACGGCAGAUUUAAUGUAAUGGAGUGUUUGAAAAGACAUUAGAAUUGGAACUGAAUCUUUGAGAUACAUACAAAUAAUGUUUAAAAGUUUAUUUUUCAAAUAAAAUAUUUAAAAAAUA
Parasteatoda tepidariorum (common house spider) is the source of this 1770-nucleotide messenger RNA. RefSeq names its product amine oxidase [flavin-containing] B. The record is from RefSeq and is a predicted model, not a curated record. Gene Ontology annotation, cellular component: mitochondrion. Gene Ontology annotation, molecular function: flavin adenine dinucleotide binding; primary methylamine oxidase activity. Lineage: Eukaryota; Metazoa; Arthropoda; Arachnida; Araneae; Theridiidae.